This is a messenger RNA of Triticum turgidum subsp. durum (durum wheat), 2496 nucleotides long. The record is from the annotation of a GenBank genome assembly. NCBI's taxonomy places the organism in Eukaryota, Viridiplantae, Streptophyta, Magnoliopsida, Poales, Poaceae.
AUGGUGGAGUUCUGGUUAGGAUUUUUGACUGACUUUAAGAUUGUCAGCAUUUCUGAGCUCCGUAAAUCAGAAUUCUCUUAUGAGAGAGAAGAGGAUGAGCAGCCUUAUGAAGAACCACCUGGUGAGGCUGAUUAUGCGCAUGAGGAGGAACAUGUUGAGUCUGCUGUUGCAACAUUGCGAAGGGAGCGUGAAGAGAGGCGGAGGAAAUUGAAGAGAGAGCACCAGGAUGAAGGCUCAAUGCAACACCCUCAGCAGAUAAGGAAUGAUUAUGCACCUCCAAUCAAAGUUGGUAGAGGCCGGAUUAAAGAGGCACCUGAGGGUUGGUUGGAUUGUCCUGCAUUUGGUGAGCCAAUAGAUAAAAUCAUACCCUCCAAAGUUCCUCUUGAUGAAACAUUCAAUGAAUCAGUUCCUCCUGGCAAAAGAUAUUCUUCCAAACAAGUAGUAAACAAGCAAAGAAAAGCUGGCCGUGAAAUAGGGCUGGUGAUUGAUCUGACUAAUACUUCUCGAUAUUACUCACCAGCAGAGUGGACAAAGCAAGGUACUAAGCAUCUCAAGAUUCCUUGCAAGGGAAGAGAUGCUGUACCAGAUAAUGAAUCUGUUAACGCAUUUGUCUAUGAGGUGAUGAUGUAUCUUGAACGACAAAAGCAUACCAAGACUCCCAAGUAUAUUCUAGUUCACUGUACCCAUGGUCAUAAUCGUACAGGUUUCAUGAUUAUUCAUUACCUCAUGCGUACACGCAUCUCUUGUGUUGCUGAGGCAAUACGUAUUUUUGCUCAAAGGCGACCUCCUGGUAUAUAUAAGAGGGACUACAUUGAAGCAUUGUAUUCAUUUUAUCACGAGGUUCCUGAGAAUAUAAUUGUAACAUGCCCUUCAACACCAGAAUGGAAGAGGCCUUCUGAUCUUGAUCUAAAUGGUGAAGCUAAGCCAGAUGAUGAUGAUGACAACGGUGAUGUUUCACCAGUACAUAAUGAUGUAGAGGAGAAAGUCAUCACCAAUGAUGAUGUGCUGGGAGACGAUGUACCUUUUGAUCAGCAAGAGGCUCUGCGGAUCGUAUGCUAUCGUUUGCUUGAACUUCCCCCUGCGAGAGGGCAUGCACAAUUUCCAGGAUCACACCCAGUCUCUCUUGACAGUGAUAAUCUGCAGCUACUUAGACAGCGAUACUAUUAUGCUACUUGGAAAGCUGACGGAACCCGAUAUAUGAUGCUUAUAAUGAGGGAUGGUUGUUUCUUGAUUGAUCGGAAUUUUUGCUUUAGGAGAGUUCAGAUGCGCUUUCCCCAUAGGAACCUGAAUGAAGGUCCACAUGAUAUGACAUUGAUUGACGGGGAAAUGAUUAUAGAUACAGUACCUGAUUCAGGAUUGAAGAGGAGGUACUUAGCGUAUGAUCUGAUGGCACUUGAUUCAGUGUCCAAGACAAAGUUGCCUUUCUCUGAGAGGUGGAGAUUAAUUGAAGAUGAAAUAAUCCGGCCACGCCAUAACGAGAGAAAAAUGUUUGAGAGUGGUGCUAAGAGCAAUCCAAUGUACAAAUAUGAUAUGGAGCUAUUUUCGGUAUGUUUGUCUUCUUUCGGUGACUGUACUGGAAACUUGAAAGCUGAAAUUCCAGUGCAAGUUGAUGCAAUGCAUAGAUGCAUAAGGAAGAAAACAAGCUAUAAUGCCAAAGCCCCCGUGCGCCCCUUCAAAACCUGUGUUAGAUGUACCCACGUGGCCAUUGAGGUCUCCUCCUAUGAAGAGCUUCUCACCAAUCGGUACACUCCUAACCAUGUCUUCCAGGCCUUCCCAGAACUCCCUCUUGGUGUUCUCAUUGUGGCCUACUUGCGGGGCAUAUGCGCUGAUAACAUUGAGAACCAAGUCCUCAACUACCAGCUUGACCAGGAUAAUCCGGUCCCCACGUCUCUUGACGUCUACCACUCCAUACUUGAGGCUCUUGUUGAUCAAGAUGCCUACGCCAUUUCUGUUUGCAGCCGUCCCUGUGUACCACAGCUUGAAGCCGUUAUAGACUUGAAUAUUUGUAAUGACGCUCCUACUUAUGGCUGGGAUGAUCCUUAUGUAACUCGCACCCAUGAAGGUCUUCUUAAGUGGAAAUACCCUGAAAUGAAUUCAGUUGACUUUUUGUUUGAGGUUGGCAAUGAUAAUCGCCAGCUCGUUUUUCUUUACGAGAGAGGCAAAAAGAAACUCAUGGAUGGUUCUUGGAUGGUAUUUCCAAAUGGAGAAGAUCCAUCAUCUAUCUCUGGGAGGAUUGUUGAGUGCUCUUGGAAUAAGGAACAACAGUGUUGGGUCUGCAUGCGCGUUAGAUUCGAUAAAUCGACUCCUAAUGAUAUCAACACAUAUCGCAAGGUAAUGAGGAGCAUCACAGACAAUAUAACCGAAGACAAGCUUCUAGAAGAGAUCACUGAGAUAAUUUCCCUCCCGAUGUAUGCUGAUAGGAAGAAGGCUGAUGAAAGGAUGGCCCAUGCAAAGAUGGCACAACAUCGGCGGAGAGGGCAGAUGCCACCACAGUAG